Molecule: messenger RNA, 1344 nt
Organism: Hansenula ciferrii
Lineage: Eukaryota; Fungi; Ascomycota; Saccharomycetes; Phaffomycetales; Wickerhamomycetaceae
Gene: BNA4
Product: kynurenine 3-monooxygenase
Exons: 1
Coding region: 1-1344 (447 amino acids)
Biological process (GO): NAD+ metabolic process; quinolinate biosynthetic process; L-tryptophan catabolic process
Cellular component (GO): mitochondrial outer membrane
Molecular function (GO): kynurenine 3-monooxygenase activity; FAD binding; NAD(P)H oxidase H2O2-forming activity
Source: RefSeq, a predicted model, not a curated record
AUGUCCACAGUUGGUGUUGUUGGUGCUGGAUUAGUUGGUUGUUUAGCAGCUCUUGGAUUAUCGAAAAAGGGUUAUAAAGUUACAAUUUUAGAAUUAAGAGAUGAUCCAAGAAAAUCUCAAAAUAAAAAUUUAAGAAGUAUUAAUCUAGCUGUUUCAAAUCGUGGUAUUAAUGCUUUGGAAUAUGUUGAUCCAGAAUUGGCUGAAAUUGUUCUUUCAAAAGUUAUUCCAAUGACUGGUCGUAUGAUUCAUAAUUUAGAAGGUGUUCAAACAAGUCAAAAUUAUGGAUUAACUGGUAAAGAAGCUAUUAAUUCCAUUGACAGAUCUUAUUUGAAUGAAUUAUUGUUGAAUGAAGUGGAAAAAGCUGGUAUCACUUUAAAAUUUAAUCAUAAAUUAGAUAGAAUUGAUUUUAAUAAUGAUAAUGGAAAUCCAAUAUUAAAAUUCAUAGGUAAUGAAAUUGAACCAUUAGAAUUUGAUUUUAUUAUUGGAGCAGAUGGUUCUUUUUCAAAAGUUCGUCAAAAUUUACAAAAAUUUAUAAGGAUGGAUUAUCAACAAGAAUAUAUUGAUUGUGGUUAUUUAGAAUUAUCAAUUCCUGGUGGUGGUCCCCAACAAAAUGAAUUCUUAUUAGAUAAGAAUCAUUUACAUAUUUGGCCAAGAGAUAAAUUUAUGCUAAUUGCAUUAGCCAAUUUAGAUGGUUCAUUUACUUCAACUUUUUUCGCUCCAUGGGAUAUAUUAGAAAAAUUAAGUAACGAUGAUGCUGUUUUAGAAUUUUUUGAAAAAUAUUUUAAAGAUUCAGUUGAAUUAAUUGGUAAAGAUCAUUUAUUAAAAUGUUUUAGAGAUCAUCCAAGAGGUUCAUUACUUACAUUAAAUUGUAAACCUUAUCAUUUUGCCAAUAAAGUAAUUGUAAUUGGUGAUGCUGCACAUUCAAUGGUUCCAUUUUAUGGUCAAGGUAUGAACUGUGGUUUUGAAGAUGUUUAUGUGUUAUUGAAAUUAUUAGAACAAGAAAAAGAUGUUGGAGCUGCCUUCUCUAAAUAUUCAGAAACAAGAUAUAAAGAUCUUGCUUCAAUUCUUGAAUUAGCUAAAGAAAAUUAUAAAGAAAUGUCACAUAAAGUUAAUUCCAAAGUGUUUUUAUUGAAAAAACAAAUUGAUUUCAUUUUAACACGUAUCCUUAAGGAUAAAUGGUUACCAUUAUAUACCAUGAUUUCAUUUAGACAAGAUAUUAUGUAUUCAAAAGCUGUUGAAGUUCAUCAAAGACAAGAUAAGAUUUUAAAAAUCAUUCAAAAUGUGAUUCUUGGAGCUGCUGUUUUCGGUGCUUCCAGAGUGUACAAGUACCUAACACAGAAAUGA